Molecule: messenger RNA, 1732 nt
Organism: Myzus persicae (green peach aphid)
Lineage: Eukaryota; Metazoa; Arthropoda; Insecta; Hemiptera; Aphididae
Exons: 3
Coding region: 1004-1732 (242 amino acids)
Source: RefSeq, a predicted model, not a curated record
AUUUAUAGUGAUUUUCACUAAUAUUUAUACAACUUAACUAAUACUAUUGUAAUUGUAACAAGAAAUUAUAGUUGACAUAAUCCAACAAAAACAAAUAGUUGCUAUUACUAUAAUAUUAUUUUGAUAUUUAAAAUUAUAGUAUUAUCAACUAUAUAGUAUGGUAAUGGUAACUAUAUUUAUAGGUAAUACCCUCAUCGCGGCCAUUCCCGGAUAAUAACGAUAGUUCAUAACCCACAAACGGCACGAACUAACCGGUAGAAAUAUAAUCUUGUAAUCUUGUGUUUGUAUUGUACUGUAAUUAGUUUAUUACUUAUUACUCAUUCCCCCGUCUCCGUUGAUCGUCGUCGAUUUCUUGUCUUUCAACUUAGUUUUAUUUUUAUCGACUAUUGUUGUUUAACACGUGUUUGCUGGACUACUUCUGACUUCCGUGCAGUGUUGUGUAUCAUUGUAAUCGAUAUUUCACCUUAAGGACAAGACGACUUUGCUGCCAUAAAAAUUAUACCACUGUUAUUUCAACCGGUAAAUGUUGUUAUAAAAAAUGGGAAUAAAAAUCUAAAAUCAAAGUUUUGGAGGCCUUCAAAAAUCGAACAAGCUUCAGCUUUUGUGAUCAGCAUUUCGAAUGCAAAUGAGCUGAAAACAAUCCAAAGCAACAAAGUUGAAAAGGCAUUUAACUAUGGACUAACUGUGCAGCCAUACAUUGUAUUCAUUGGCAGUGACAAAGAAAAUGAUACAGAUUGUUUUACAGUGGUAAAUGAUAUACAUUAUAAAUUAGAGAGUCCAGUUAAAGCCUUGGACGUAUGCUUCAAGUCUUUUCAUACAUUUAAUUUAAAAUACCCUCCUGAAGCUGAACAAAUUUGGUAUUUGAUUCAAAGCAUUUUUUUUUAUAUAACUGGGCCCAACAAGAAGUUUUUGGCUGUUCAAAGUUUCAUGAACGAUUUCAAUAAUUUUAAAUAACUCAUUUAUUCUAUUAAAUUUUUGUAUAACAUACUUAUUAAGUUUAAAUAUGCCUAAGUGUUUUUUAUGUUUUGAACAAUUUCAGGCAGUUAGUCACCUGAUGAUACAUUUAAAUAUAUUUCACAUUGUUAAUAAUAUUAAAGAGUUUAAAUGUUUAGAGCUGAAUUGUUUUAGAAGUUUCAGUAAUUUAAAUUCUUUUAAGAAACAUUUAAAUGAUCAUCCUAUAAAUUUAAUUUGUAAUAGUAUUGAUAAAGUAGUUCAUACUUAUUGUGAGUUAAUACCACCUGCUGUUUCAAACAUAUCUCCCAAUAGCAAUGUUAAUAUUAAUGUAGAUCAAAAUAUUGAAUCAAAAGAUGACAUAAAAAAACAAAUUUAUCAAAAUAGUAUUGCUUUAAUUUCUAAAUGGUAUAGUUACUCUAGUUUACCUAGAAAAACAGUUCAAAAAUUUAUUGAUGAUUUACUAGAGUUUAAUAGUAUGAUUUUAUCUAUUUUGAAAGAAAAGAUAAAUCAAGUAAUAAGCGUAUGUAACGAUGAUAAUAUUGGCAAUGAGCUAUCACAAAUUAAAGAGAUAAUUUUAAAUAUGGGUUCACCAUUUGAAGGUAUGCAAACUGAAUAUUUAAGACUCCAGACACUUGAUGAACAGGGCCAAGAUAAUUUAUUGCCUACUUUUGGUUUAAUUAAAUUAAUUUUUAUUACUGAAAAUAAUAAACCAUAUGCUAUUGUAAAAUCGUUUAUUACAAAUUAUUUUGAUGAACAUUAUCAAGCCUUUAAUGUAUAA